Molecule: messenger RNA, 600 nt
Organism: Penicillium daleae
Lineage: Eukaryota; Fungi; Ascomycota; Eurotiomycetes; Eurotiales; Aspergillaceae
Exons: 1
Coding region: 1-600 (199 amino acids)
Source: RefSeq, a predicted model, not a curated record
AUGGAUCCAGAAUCUUUCAUGCACGACCGCCAGAUCUUCCGCGAGGAUCUGCUAACAUGGGCUAACACACUCAGUGCAGGAUCCGUCGAGGAUAGCGUUUGUAUGGAGAUCAUAGCUGAAAUGGAAGAAAUGAUCAGAGACAUAGAGGUGCUUGGAACACCGCCUCCACUUGGAACUCUUCUAGCCGAAGAUUUCUAUCUAGUGGACUCAUCUUCCGCAGAUGAAGACCGCGAUUUCUGUGAGGGCUAUGAACUGAUUGAUCUGCUCGCCGAAGCAGAAUAUGGCCGUCUUUGUUCUAAAGAUGGUACCAUCAGGGAUACCUUGUCAUGGACUGUUGAACUGCUCAAGAGAAAACAGGCACCGGUCCCUGAUAUUGCGGUCGUUUUGGAUAUGCUCGCUCUGCAUGUUGGAAGACUUCGGUUUACUCGGGUUUCUGAAGGUGUCUUUGUAGAUCCGUAUGCGGAUGAGAUGGAUGAUUUGGCGAGAGCGCAGCACAUGUCGAACCAGAGCUAUGGGAACGAAUAUCUUCGCGCAAUCUGGAAUCGUCUGUAUAGUUGCAUGGACUGUAACUGUGAUAAGUGCAGCACGAGUCCGCGUUGA